AUGCGGCGCGCACUGCUGCAGCUCGGUUGCUUCCUCCUCCUGCUUUAUCUGCUCCUGGACAGAACCAGUUUUGCCCAGGGGCUGGAGGAGGAGGAGGAGGAGGAGGAGGAGGAGCAGGGGAAGGAAGAUCAGUUCUGUCCUGAUGUUUGUGUAUGCUACGGCCAGUCGAUUGUCUGUCGCAGACCCGAGGCCACUACACUUCCCAGUCGUCUACCCCACAUUCUGCCGGAGCCAAAUGGCGGGGCUCUGCAGUACUUCGCUCAGAUGCGAACCAAAUUGGCAGCUCUACCAAAUGGCUCCUUUGCUGACCUUCUUGACCUUGAACAGAUCGACUUAUCAAACAAUGAGAUUACCACGGUGGAUGAUGGGGCCUUUGAGAACCUACCCUCACUGAGGGAACUAUCACUGCGUCACAACAGGCUAACACGUCUGCCUGACAACUUUAUGGAGCAGUUUCCCAGUCUGGAGGUCCUCGACCUCUCACUGAACAGCCUAUCUGUCCUGCCUCUUUCCCUCGAACGACUUGUCAACCUGAAGAGCCUCAAUCUGAUGGGCAACCCCAUCCACUGCUCCUGUGCUCUCAUUGACCUGGGUCUGCUUCUUCGGCAAUUGGAACCAGUUGGCAGUCAUGCGACCUGUGCUCAACCGAUGCAGGUGAAGAAUCAGAAGCUAGCAAGUCUUGCCAAAAAGUAUGCUUCUGUCUACAAUGGAACUCGUCACCUGGGCUAUAUGGCCGACCCAAGUCUGUAUCCUGAGGAGGCCAUUGAGGGUGCAGGCGGUCCAGUCCGGCCUUGGCCUCUGCCGCACUGUCCCGUCGGACGCGUGGGCGGAGAGCUGCCAGCGGAGGAGGCUGUGGGUGAACGUAGCGACAGGGCGCCGACGAUUGUCGCUGCACCACAGGGCGUUUCUGUCGCCGAGGGAGAGAGGGCAUUUUUCAGGUGCGAAGCCGACGGAUGGCCGCUGCCGGUCAUUUCUUGGAUCCUGCCAACCAAUCGCACGAGUUUCGUGCGCCUAUGGGAUCGACGACGUGUAAGUGCCAAUAAUUAAGUAUAUAUGAGGGAUAUAGGCAGAACCAUGGAAAACCCUAUUCACAGAUAGACGUAUGAAAAAACAUGCAGAUAUUUACAUAGCAAUUAUGCCAGUAAUUGAUAUCGUCUACAUGUUUGACCAUCAAGCAUAAAUUUAUCUAGUCAUCUUUUGAAGGUCUCAACGUUUUCCGCUAAGACAACUGAUUUCGGCAAUUUUUUCCAUCCUUCAACCAGUCGGUGGGAGAAGAAUUUGACCCGCAAUUCGAGUUUUAGCUUCAAUUUGUAUUUGUGGCCUCGAAGACUGGUCGUCCGCGCCAGUUCGAAGAAAUUGUCAAACUGAAGAACAUAGUCUAGCCCCCUGACGAUCCUAAAUGCCAUGAUCAUAUCCCCUCUGUACUGUCUGUAAGAGAGAGUAAAUAUUUUUAACUUUUGCAGGAGUCUCUCAUGAUCCGCCGACUAGCUUGGUCGCUCUUCGUUGUACGUCCUCCGAUAGGGUGCAAUCUUGUUUCGUCCAGGGACACCAUGCCUGCACACAAUAUUCCAACAUUGGUCGAACGAGUGCUCCAAAUACUCGGCCGAAAAGUUCUUCAUCGAAAGUGAGGAAGGAUCUUCUAAUCGCGCAUAGGAUACCUAUAACUUUCUUUGAUAUCUUGGCGCAGUGAGAGGAUGGUUUGAGAGUCGACGUCAUCCACACUCCGAGGUCUCUUUGUUCGUUGACUGAUUCGAACUGGUGACCUCUUAUAAAGUGGUGAUAUUCAAAUCUUAACGGCCUCCUGUUGCUGGAUCGUAAUCGGAUAAGUUGGCAUUUGUUACGGUUGAGGCUAAGAAACCACUCAUCACACCACUGUUGCGAGCGAUACAGAUUGUCUUGUAACUGUACAAUACUUACACCUUUUGACAUUUUUUUCUAAUCUCAAAUUGUCUUUCACGUCUCUGCGAAGGUUUAUUCUCUUUUGGCGCCUGCCACUGUGUUUUAAAAAAUCGCAAAAUAACUUCUACAAGUUGUUUGCCCUUGUUACGUACAGUCAGUGACGGACUUCAUGAAAUGCUAGGCGAAAUCCUGAAAUGCUUUUGAUUAGGAAGGAUUACAUUAGCAGGAUUGUAAUAUUCAUCAUCCUGCGGCAUAAUCCCCAGAAACAUCAGUCGCGUGAGGAGGUUGAUUUUUGAAUGCACUUUUUAGGCUGCCUGCAGAACCGUACAUGGUAAAAAAAUGUCUACCUAAAUAGUGUGAAUGUGUCUCACCGAUUGUCGACACAUUUAUAAAUCCAAUUAUAUUUCAUUGAAAACAUUUCCAAAAGAUAUUUUUUUCUUAUUCGUUUGGUGACAAGUCGGGGAUUCUUUAAAGUAUAUUCACGAAAAAGGGUAUAUUUAGGUUUUGGAAAGAUGUUUCAUUUUCCGAAUAAGUUUGAACCGAAUCUACCGUUGCAUUUGCGUUUGGGGUUUAGAGUCUAUGAGCUGCAUACAUUCCAUGUAAGGAAAAUCAUGAAUUCUUCUAGGCCAUUAAGACGAUAUAAUAUAGGGCGCAUUAACAUUUUUCAAUGCAGGUGAACCAUGUUAUAUAUGUCAUAAGCAGCAUUCAUAGGAGAACAGGUACGAGGCUAUCUGAACGGAUAUCUCACGGUUUUAAAACGUCUCAUGGCUACUGACUUCUUUGAAAACCAAAAUACACCAUUUCUUCAGGUAGGAAUUUUGGAGGAGACGUGAUUUGCUACCAACUGAGCAAGAAAAAGCAUACCCAUGUGUAUGACUUCUAUAAAAUGCAUCUGAAUGUUUAGGGGCAUCUGAACUCAGUAAAAAUGUCAUGCCGCUUAAAUCGCCUUUUUUACCGAAUGCGGUUUUUGCAGGCGGCCGAAAAGAAGUGCAUUUAAAAGCCGGAAUCCUGGCUAGAGAACUAUUCUAUGUGAGCGUCUAUAUUAUAGCCCCACUUAAGUGGUCCUGCUUAGUCGAAAACACAUUUGAGAAUUUCAGUUAACUUUUUAUGAGAUCGAUCAACGACUGUAGAAUACGUGUGAACUCAGCGAAUCGUCGCAGAUGGGUUGGACAGUUCGUGGGUUGGCGUCAAGCGCAGGCGGCAAGAUCUUAUUUCGUAGGGUUAGGGGUUAGGCUGGGCUUUGUCUACUGCAGGUACGGCUACGAAAGAAGAUCCGACAAGCGGACUUGUGAAAAUAGUUCUGCAUGGUUUUUGAGCCUGUUGUAUGAAAUCACCAAAUGCUCACCAUAAUCAAAUUCAUACUUCAAUGAUUCCGGGCAUUUCAGUAUUUGAAUGCCCAGAGUGGUUGGCGAGUAGUUGCGUAAGUUAACCAAUCUUGAAGACUUGCCUUGAACUCAAAUGCCAGUUAUGUUUUAAAAACUAUUACCAAUAUAGCAAUAAUAUGUACAGUGAGUGACCUCUCUCAUGAAAUAUUGACUGAAAUUCUGAAACGAGUUUUCGAUUAGGAAGGAUUACUUAGGCGCGGUCGUUAUACGAAUUAUUUUACAGCCUAAUCGUAUAGUAUUUCGGACUCUGCAGGAUGUCGGCUUUUAAACACACUGCAUUUUACUCUCCUGUAAAAGACGUACUCGGCAAAAAGGAACUACUUAAGUAGCAUGCGUUUUUCUCAUUGAUUUUCGAUGAUCUUGCAAAUUCAAAUAUAUCUUGUAGCAACCAUGAACAAAAAUAAGCUUUCUUUCAGUCAAUUAAUAGAAAAUCACGUCUUCUUUAUAUUUUCUAUUCAAGGAAGGAGUAUAAUUAGGUUUAAAAAAUCUUUUCCAGUUCCCGAAUAAUUUUGAGCCAGAUCUGCCAUUGUAUUAGCGUUUAGCGAUUUCAGUUUGCAAAGUGCAUGCUCUCUACGUAAGGAAAAUCACUUAUUCCUCUCUGCUUUUGGGAAGAAACCAUAAAGAGUUUAUAAAAUUUUGUAAUGGAUCUGGACUAUGUUGUAAAUUUCACGAGGAGCUGUCCUAAACGGCCAGGUACGAUGCUAUGUGAAUGGAAAUUGUGCGGUCUUAAAAAAUUUCAUAAUUAGAAACUUUUUUAAAACCCAAUUAUACUCCUUCCUUGAAUAGAAAAUAUAAAGAAGAUGUGAUUCUCUAUUAGCUGACUGAAAGAAAGCUUAUUUUUGUUCAUGGUUUCUACAAGAUAUAUUUAAAUUUGCAAGACCAUCGAAAAUCAAUGAGAAAAAUGCAUGCUACUUAAGUAGCCCCUUUUUGCCGAGUACGUUUUUUACAGAAGAUUAAAAAGCAUUGUGUUUCAAAGCCGACAUCCUGCCGAGUCCGAAAUACUAUACGAUUAGGCCGCAAAAUAAUCAGUAAAACAACCGCGUCUAAGUAAUCCUUCCUAAUCGAAAACUCGUUUCAGAAUUUCAGUCAAUAUUUCAUGAGAGGUCACUCACUAUUCUUGAUGGUAGCGGUAGGGUAAAUGACCCCAGCAACCUGUCGGUAGACUGUGGAUUGUAUCAUAGGGUAAUGAUGGUAAUGGGCGAGGGUUAGUGGGUAGGGCAGCACAACGAACAGAAAGCGAACUGAAUGCGAGAAAACGCAGGAGACGGUCGGUGACAAAAACAAUACUGUAAAGUAAAAUGAUGGAAGGAUUCAGAAACGGUAUCCAGCUGCAUAUUUCAUUGCGUUCCACCAGGAAAGAGUGCGUAAACAUGAAACCACUGAGCCAAUCCCUUGGCAAACACUUCUGGUAUUUCGCACAUCAUGCCCAGUUGGUCUGCGUUUUUUGUUUCUCCACUGUGGGUUAAAACUGCCGGUUUUCAGUACUGAACUAGAUUUCGCAAGUACAGCAGGUGGGCUUACUCAUGAAAUGUCAACCGAAAUUCUGAAAUGCAUUUUUGUUUCGAAAAGAUUAAUAAAGUAGGGUUUUAAAACUAGUCAGCCUGCAACAUAUUUCUAUAAUAAUUUAAUUACCUCAGGAUGCCGGCUUUCGAAUGAGCUUCCUUCCGGCUGCAUGUAAAAAAACGACAACAUAUGUAGGAUGAAUUUUUCUCAUUGAUUUUCAAUGACCUUAAAAAUUCAAUUAUAUUUCAUGAAAAGAAUGCAUGAAAACAUUAAUUCUUUUGCUCAUUCGGUAGACAAUUACGUCUUCUUCUGAUCUAAUACUCGAAGGAAGGGUAUUAAUCGGUUUUCACAGACUUUUCCAAUUCUCGGAUAAUUUUGAACCUGCUCUACCGUUACACUUGGAUUCAGGGUUUCGAAACGACAAGCCGUAUAUUUUCCGCGUGCGGAAAACCACACAUUUCUCUACGGCAUUAUGAGGAAACUGUAUGGGGUUCACAAAAUUUAACAGUGGACUUGAGCCAUAUUUUUAACUUUACAAGCCACAUUGGUAAAUGCAGAGGCAUGACGUUUUAUGAACGGUUAUUUCACGGUAUUAAAAAAUCUCACGAGUCGAAACUUUUUUAAAACCGAAUUAUGUCCCUUUCUUCGAGUAUAAAAUUAGAAGGAGACGUAAUCAUCUACCGAAUGAGCAAAAGAAUGCUUAUUUUUAUGUAUGCUUUCCUUGAAAUAUAAUUGGACUUUUAGGGGUAUCGAAAAUCAAUGAGAAAAAUUUCUUGCUACUUAAGUAGUCAUUUUUUACAGGGUGUAGUUUUUGCAUGCAGCAAAAAGAAAGUUCAUUCGAAAGCCGGCAUCCUGACGUAACUGAAUCCUUAUGGAAUUAUGCUGCAGGCUGACUAGUUUUGCAACCCUACUUAAUUAAUCUUUUUGAAACGAAAACGCAUUUCGGAAUUUCGGUUGACAUUUCAUGAGUUAGCCCACGUACUGUAGAUACAGCAGCACACCAACCACAGUCUGCCGACAUCCAAAUGGGGGUCCUUCAUCUCACCGCUGCCUUCUUUACUGUGCGUUAGACCUGCAUUUUAUCCGCCCUUCUUAAUGUUACACCUGUCCUUCUCUAUUACAUGCAGAUUCUGGAGUUGCGGGAAGUGCAUGCCUACCACGAGGGUACGUUCACCUGCGUGGCCGAGAACGCGCACGGCCAGGUGAGACACUCUGCAAGCCUACAAAUCUUGGACGCCUUGAAGCCGCAAAUAACGGACGCCCCUGCUGCCCAAGCCAAGGGCGGACCGGUUGGCAGUGACCUUGUACUGGUCUGUGCCGCCCGUGGACGUCCCCGUCCCAGCGUCUCCUGGCUCUGGAUGCGCACUACGUCAGCUCAACGACUGUCCACAGAGAACCGCUACAUUGUGCGUUCAGCCUCCAAGUUGCAGGCCAAACCCCUACAGACGGGUAUUCUGGAGGCGGAGGGGCCCUACAGUGAGGCCUUUGUAGACGGACCGGAAGAAUCGACCACCCUCAUUAUCCGAAAUGUCACAACGCGCGAUGUCGAGGGUAGAUACAUCUGCUACGCCGCAAACAGAGCCGGUUCCGCCAGAGUGAGCUCUGUCGUCACUCUGCAGACACAAGUGACUACCAUGGAGAGUGAGCAGGACAAAAGGCCUAUGAUGGACCAAGAGAUGAAGAUGGAUAAACAGUCCGGAAAAGGAGAAGGUGCCGACGGAGAAGCCUUGUCCACUGGGGAGUCCACGGAGGACCUGGUGAAGCGGGUCAUCGAAAAGGCACGCAAGCGCAUUGAUGCGGCCAUACAGCGAACCGCGGACAAUCUGCGCGACCCUGCGAAUCGCAGAACGGCCUCUGAUAUUGCUUCGCUCUUCCGACAACCCAGCAAGGCGGCUAUUGAGCUGGCGAGGGCAGCAGAAGUCUACGAGGCCGCCCUCGACGAGGUCACUCAGAUUCUGCAGAAACAGCGUAAGGAGGGACUGGGGAAGGAUGAAGAUCAUAUUUACCGUGCCGAUGAGGACUACGAUGAGCAGAAACGACUGGCUAUGGGGGUCCAGUUAACUGCAGAACAGUUGGCUAUACUGGCCCAGCUGUCGGGCUGUGUGCAGUCCCAGCGCGUUAACCCCUGCGAGAAACAGCUCUGUUUCCAUCUUCGAUACCGGUCCAUAGACGGCAGUUGUAAUAAUUUAAAGAAUCCCCGCUGGGGCACCGCACUGGCACCCUUUUAUAGACUUCUGCCGCCGGUCUACGAGAACGGAGUAAAUACGCCAGUGGGUUGGUCGCCGGAGAGACUGUACUUCGGGUUUCCCAAACCCUCGGCCCGCCUUGUCUCCUACACUCUCCUCGGGGAUGCCACAAAACUUCAAGUACAUACGAAGAAGUAGGUCCCCCUUAUGGAUUAUAUAACGAGUGAUAACUGAUUCCUAGAAGUACUUUCACGUCCUAUUUAUCACGAUCCCAUCGUCUGUGUGGUUUUGACAAAGAUCACAGUCAGAGUUGUCAUAAUCGUGUGAACUAACAGUUGAUGAGUCUUGUAUUCGAAUGUGAUCUUACGGAUCGUACUGACCCUUCCUGAAGUAUUAGCAGCGCCAAAAAUUUGCCCGUUUUUGUAAACUUGUUAGUAACAUUUAUUUUCUCAACACUUACCGCGGAGGAUAGGGGAAUUCGCCAAGCCAGAAAACUUGUAUCGCAGGACGGAAUCUAAUCGUUGACUUCUGGGUCAGACGCUCUGGCCUUGAGCAACGAUCAAUGCAUCUCUCAGUCAUGCAAUUUAUGGGCUUGCCCUUCUCCUUGGUUCGUAGGGAGUGUUCAGUGUAGCCUGGGCUAAUGGUUCUGAGUGCGUGUUGUUCCCUAUCCCUCAUAUUCGUAGCGUGGGCGAAUUUUCAAUACGUAUAAGGUAAAGUUAAUAGGAACAAUUAGCGUAUCCUUCUGAUGAUGAAAAUGAGGGGAGUUCUGAAGCGACAGUACAAAUGGAGUCCUGUCCAUGAACCUGUCUUCUUCUUUUUCUUCUUCCAAUAAGAAUAAUAAUAAUAAUAAUCAUCACCAUUAUCGUCGUCGUCGUCGUCGUCGUCGUCAUCAUCAUCAUCAUCAUCAUCAGCAGCAGCAGCAGCAACAACAACAGUAGUCGUAGUGGCGGUGGUUAUGGUGGUAGUCGUAGCGUUCUGACCCCAAUUUGUCUCGAAGUGGGGGUUGGGUGUGUCUAACGAUGACUUUCCAGCCGCCCCUGCUUUCUUUUUCUUCAGUAAGCAUCUAACAGCGUUGCAAAAAAGGACCCAUUUUGCAAUCCUUUCAGGCCAACUACGUGAUCUAUAUGCAUAAACAGAAUUUAUACUGCGUUACUGCAUAUGGCCCCGGCCUUGGAGAGAGCAACUUUCUCAGUUACUUAAGUCGGCCUUGGGGAGUGAAGAAACUCUAGGAGUUGCAGUGCGGAGUUUUUGCUUUCCUUCAUCAUGUAAUACGAGUUUUAUAGGUUGGGCUAAACGGCGGAAAGGAGCACGCGGUAAUAGGUAAACCGGAUAAAGUUCGAGGUGGUAUGUUGCGUUCCCGCGCUAGAUUUCUCUACAGCUAAUUGCAAAUGAGCAUACGUACCAGGAACCCGAUUCCUGAGGAAUGAUGAGGUUAUCGAGAUAUCUACCAGUGCAAGCAAAUGCCGAGCAUUUUUUGCGAUUCUUGCAGUUUGUUUUCACAAAGGAAGUAGAUUACGCUCCAUCUAGCUACAAGAGCGCAGAAGCGUCAAGUAUAAAAAAGGCGAGGACGCAAUAUGCCACGAUGACCUGGUUUUUGUUCCCUGAGCGGGGUUGCAUCGGUCUUACAAUUGAACGGCUCGGUGACAGUAAAUUGGCCAACGUCGCACCAUCCCAUGUCAUCUUCCCACUCCCCUUUCAGAUUGCAAACACUCAAUGAACAAAUUAAACUGGCAGGAAUGCAUAACAUGUCGACGAAGCGACCGAUGGUGGCCGGUAUCCCUCCGGGCUUCACUCUUGAGGAGGAACUCUUUGAUGAGGAUGAUGAGACCUCCGCCAUGUUAAUGCAAUGGGGCCAGUUUCUGGAUCAUGAUCUAGACUUCACACCAGUGGACGCCUCCACCAGUCGGUUCAGCGACGGCCUAGGCUGCAAUGAGACCUGCAUCAAUGACCCACCCUGCUUCCCCAUUAUCACUCCACCGGGUGAUCCGAGGAUUCGUUCGCGUUGCAUUGGGUUUGCCAGGUCCAGCGCGACCUGUGGCUCGGGCUCCACUUCUAUCCUCCUGGGCCGGCCGCAACAUCGAGAACAAAUCAAUCAAA
Molecule: messenger RNA, 9070 nt
Organism: Spirometra erinaceieuropaei
Lineage: Eukaryota; Metazoa; Platyhelminthes; Cestoda; Diphyllobothriidea; Diphyllobothriidae
Source: the annotation of a GenBank genome assembly